Molecule: messenger RNA, 1592 nt
Organism: Girardinichthys multiradiatus
Lineage: Eukaryota; Metazoa; Chordata; Actinopteri; Cyprinodontiformes; Goodeidae
Product: serine/threonine-protein phosphatase 6 catalytic subunit
Exons: 7
Coding region: 84-1001 (305 amino acids)
Biological process (GO): peptidyl-serine dephosphorylation; G1/S transition of mitotic cell cycle
Cellular component (GO): cytoplasm
Molecular function (GO): protein serine/threonine phosphatase activity
Source: RefSeq, a predicted model, not a curated record
UAGAGGUAGAGCAACCGACCGGGUAUGUGGAACGCCCCUGAAGCGUCGCAGGAAGCGCGCAGCAGUCAACUAUUCGCGGUACAAUGGCGCCGCUAGAUUUGGAUAAAUAUGCGGAGAUUGCCAAACAGUGUAAAUACCUCCCGGAAAAUGACCUGAAGAGGUUAUGUGACUAUGUGUGUGAUCUUCUCCUGGAGGAGUCAAAUGUUCAGCCUGUUUCUACACCUGUAACAGUAUGUGGAGACAUUCAUGGACAGUUUUAUGAUUUAUGUGAGCUGUUCCGAACUGGCGGCCAGGUUCCAGACACCAAUUACAUCUUCAUGGGUGACUUUGUUGACCGAGGAUAUUACAGCUUGGAGACUUUCACCUACUUGCUGGUGCUGAAAGCCAAGUGGCCCGACCGCAUCACACUUCUGCGUGGAAACCAUGAGAGCAGGCAGAUUACACAAGUCUAUGGCUUUUAUGAUGAGUGCCAAACAAAAUAUGGGAAUGCAAACGCCUGGCGGUACUGCACCAAAGUAUUUGACAUGCUAACAGUUGCAGCUCUGAUGGACGAGCAGAUACUGUGUGUCCACGGCGGCCUCUCUCCAGACAUAAAGACCCUUGAUCAAAUUCGAACCAUUGAGCGAAAUCAGGAGAUCCCACAUAAAGGAGCAUUUUGUGACCUGGUGUGGUCGGACCCUGAAGACGUUGAUACCUGGGCCAUCAGUCCCAGAGGAGCUGGCUGGCUCUUCGGUGCAAAAGUUACCAAUGAGUUUGUUCACAUCAACAACCUGAAGCUCAUCUGCAGGGCACAUCAGCUUGUCCAUGAAGGCUACAAGUUCAUGUUUGAUGAGAAGCUAGUCACGGUGUGGUCAGCUCCCAACUACUGCUACCGCUGUGGCAACAUCGCAUCCAUCAUGGUCUUCAAAGAUGCUAACACAAGGGAGCCAAAGCUGUUCAGAGCAGUGCCUGACUCUGAAAGAGUCAUCCCUCCCCGAACAACGACACCUUACUUCCUGUAGACACUCUACAAAUAGAGCAGCCUGGCCAUUAGACAGAGGCACAGCACUUGUGAACCCAUAUAAAUGUUAAUGUAUUUGAGUAAGGGAGCACUUCCUGGUGCCAGCUGCCAGUUUUUAUUCCUGUCCAUUCUGUCCAUUUGAUGUCAUUAUUCUGCAGCUUAAAUUACACUUAGAUGCCACAGCAAGAAAGGUUGCUGAGCAUCACUGCUAUGUUGCUGUAUUAAAGAAAGGACUCAAAUCAACUGACAAUAUAAAAUCAUAUUUAUAAAGCUUCAUUCUUCUUUACAUUAAAAAGAAGCAAAUUGCACAUGCAGUGUUGUAUAGAUUGUUUCGAUGUUAUUUUGUUAUGGUGAUGUAUUUAGCUGCUGCACAAAAAUCUAAAUUCUGUAUCUUCUCACUUCCAGGGUGUCAUCAUAUAAACCUAUAAAUAAACUGUACGCCUGAAAGUUGAUAUGUCAAAAUAUGCUCUUCUCGGUUUUGUUAAAGCAGUGGUAACACCAGAACUGUCUGAAAUUUCCAAAUGUAAAGUCAGUUCUUGGUGGAUAACAUUUCUGUGUGUCUGUUUUUAAAUAAAAAAAUCAUUUAGAGAGA